Phacochoerus africanus (Common warthog) is the source of this 936-nucleotide messenger RNA. RefSeq names its product olfactory receptor 5H2-like. The transcript has a single exon. Gene Ontology annotation, biological process: G protein-coupled receptor signaling pathway; sensory perception of smell. Gene Ontology annotation, cellular component: membrane. Gene Ontology annotation, molecular function: G protein-coupled receptor activity; odorant binding; olfactory receptor activity. Lineage: Eukaryota; Metazoa; Chordata; Mammalia; Artiodactyla; Suidae. The record is from RefSeq and is a predicted model, not a curated record. Bases 7 to 936 code for a protein of 309 amino acids.
AACAAUAUGGAUACUACAAAUUCAACGUUGCUGCCCGUAUUUGUUCUCACGGGACUUCAGUAUCCACUGGAGUGGCAAAUCCCCCUGUUCCUGGUGUUCUUGAUAAUAUACCUCAUCACCACUGCGGGAAACCUUGGGCUAAUUUAUCUUAUCUGCAAUGACCCUCAACUUCACAUUCCCAUGUACUUAUUCCUUGGGAGUUUAGCCUUUGCGGAUGCUUGGAUAUCAUCUACGGUGACCCCUACAAUGCUGGUCAAUUUCUUCACAAAGAGUCAAAUGAUAUCUCUCACUGAAUGCAUGGUACAAUUUUUUUCCUUUGCAUUCAGUGCAACCACAGAAUGUUUUUUGCUGGCAACAAUGGCAUAUGACCGUUAUGUUGCCAUAUGCAAACCAUUACUGUAUCCAGUGAUUAUGAACAAUAGACUAUGCAUCUGGCUGUCAGUCUCAUCAUUUGUAGCAGGAAUUAUUCAUUCUAUGAUACAUGUAGUCUCUUUAUGCAGGUUGACCUUCUGUAAUUCUAACAUAAUACACCACUUUUACUGCGACAUCAUGCCAUUGUUUAAGAUUUCUUGUACUGACCCUACAAUUAAUGUUCUAAUGGUAUUUAUUUCCUCUGGGUCAAUACAGGUGUUCAGCAUUCUGACUGUCCUUAUCUCUUAUACACUUGUUCUCUAUACAAUUUUAAAAAAUAAGUCUGUUCAGGGCAUGAGGAAGGCCUUCUCCACCUGUGGAUCCCAUCUCCUAUCUGUAUCUUUAUACUAUGGGCCUCUUCUUUUCAUGUAUGUGCGUCCUGGAUCUGCACAAGUAGAUGAUCAAGAUAUGAUGGAUUCCCUAUUUUACACUGUCAUAAUUCCUUUCUUAAAUCCAAUUAUCUAUAGCCUAAGAAAUAAGAAAGUCAUAUAUUCACUGACAAAAAUGUUAAGGAGAAAUAUUUAA